AACAACUUUCUUUCUAAGCAAAAACCAAUAGUUCUUCCCCAUUAAUCUUUCUUCUAUUUCAAGUCAUCACUUGGUAAAGCAAACUCCUCACAUCUCCAAUCACAAACCACAACAUGAUUGAAAGUUAACCAGCAAGGAAAUUGGUAGUUGUAUAUUGAGUCCCUCCAUUUCAAGAAAAUCCAUUAUAUCACCUACCAAAGCAAAAAAACAUUCUUGAUUCACUCACACACACACACACACACACUACCAUCAUAGAUACAUAGUACAAAAUGAACCACGUUUGUUGAUCUUGAUGAGAAGAUGAUGAUGGGAUCUCAAGAGAGAUCAAGAAAAAAGAUUCACAUAUGGAAGAAAGCCAUACUUCAUUUCCUCUUGUGCUUUGUGAUGGGAUUCUUGACAGGCUUCACCCCCACAAGGAGAUCUCCAAGCCAUGUCACAAUGCUCCUCUCCUCGCCUCAGCACGUGGAACAUAACCACCCUUUCAAAAGGAGUGCUCCGGUGAUGAAUGGGGAGAAGCUCGUGAUCAUCGUGUCGCCAACCAGCACGAGAAACAAGCUCCUCCGCAACGUGCUGCUCACAAGACUCGCGCACACGCUGAAGCUGGUGGCUCAGCCACUCCUCUGGGUGGUUGUGGAACCAAAGUCCCACGAUGAUCAUGAUCCCGGGGUUUCUCAGGUACUGAGAAAAACCGGGAUCAUGUACAGGCACCUGGUGUGCGAUGAAGAUUUGAGAGAUGAAGAUGAGCAGAGGAACCUGGCGCUGAACCACAUCGAGCACCACCGGUUGAGCGGGGUGGUCCAUUUCGCGGGGCUCGCCAAUGCCUAUGACCUCGCCUUCUUCCAAGAGAUCCGAGCUAUCGAGGCGUUUGGAGCAUGGCCUAUAGCUAAGAUGCGCGCGAAUAGGAAGAAGGUGAUGAUCCAAGGCCCGGUGUGUGAUUCAUCAAGGGUGAUGGGAUGGCAUUUGAAGAAGAUGAAGAAUCAGACGGUGGAGAUGCCGCCGCCUAUUCAUAUCUCCAGUUUCGCUUUCAACUCCUCCAUUUUGUGGGAUCCGGAGAGAUGGGGUAGAACUUUUUCUACUCAAGAUGCUGCACAGAAUUCAGUGAAGUAUGUUAAAAAGGAAGUUGUUGAGGAGGAAAGCACGUUGAAGGGUAUUCCAACGCAGGGAUGCUCUAAAGUUCUGCUAUGGGAACUCAAUAUUGCUAUACAACUAUAGAAUAUAAUAUAUUCAGAGGAUUUUUUAUUCGAGAGUAUAUAUAUAUAUAUAGUGAUGAUAUUGGAGCGUAACGCGGGAUACUUUGAUAGAUGAUCCAUAAAAUUGAAACAUGAUAGGAGAGUAGUAAUAAUAGCAAAGUUUGCUUCCAAUUAUUGUUCAAUCUUUGAUAAUUUAUAAUGGUGUGAAUAAAAUUGUUCCUAUUUUUACUA
Molecule: messenger RNA, 1421 nt
Organism: Salvia miltiorrhiza (redroot sage)
Lineage: Eukaryota; Viridiplantae; Streptophyta; Magnoliopsida; Lamiales; Lamiaceae
Product: beta-1,4-xylosyltransferase IRX9-like
Exons: 4
Coding region: 301-1212 (303 amino acids)
Biological process (GO): glucuronoxylan biosynthetic process; plant-type secondary cell wall biogenesis
Cellular component (GO): Golgi membrane
Molecular function (GO): galactosylgalactosylxylosylprotein 3-beta-glucuronosyltransferase activity; xylosyltransferase activity
Source: RefSeq, a predicted model, not a curated record